Molecule: messenger RNA, 1152 nt
Organism: Cladophialophora yegresii CBS 114405
Lineage: Eukaryota; Fungi; Ascomycota; Eurotiomycetes; Chaetothyriales; Herpotrichiellaceae
Exons: 1
Coding region: 1-1152 (383 amino acids)
Source: RefSeq, a predicted model, not a curated record
AUGACACUAGCUUACGAUAUCGCGUUGAUGGGUAUGACUGGCGUUACUGCCCAAACACAAUUUACUAGGUUCGACGAGCGCUGGGAUGUUUCGAUGUUAUUAAACGACAUCCGGGUUCAGCGCUAUAGCUCCUGGCUGAAUGGUGCAGGGGGGCCGAUUGACGAGCAAUGGAUUGCCGUCAAGAGGAACUGGAUAAACUUCCUAUCCGCGACGAGCACGCGGCCAGACGCUACCCUUGCCCCUACCCCAAACGCCACUCACAGUGACAACGAGCAGCCAUCAGGCAGGGAACACGACAUCGAGCGCUUCCAUCACGAUCGCCGCGUCCGGGCCGCCAUCCAGGUCGCCAUCUUUAAUGCAUUCGACCGCGAGGAGCGACUAGCCGAACGUUGGCCGCAGCAGGCGCGACUCAUCCUCAAUCGUGCGGGGUGCUCAACAGCGACCCAGCCAUUCCGGACGUUGCGUGCCACCGCAGACUUGGGCAAACGGCGGCGUUACCAAGCUGUCUGGGCAUCGCUAGUUUGUUUCCUGGUGUUUGCUCAUGGCAACCAGGAUAUGCUGGAUGAGAUGGGUCUGGUGUUGGCUGAACAUACGGAGGAUGAGGUUAUCGACAUCUUGGCAGCAAUUGAUACCGGUAUCCAAAGUGAGCUCGAUGCUGCUGUGCGAGUACUUUGCGUCAACAUGAUCACGGACCACGCACCAACCGCUUCCAAGAAUCCUCUCUUCUGGUGGCUAACCGUGUUGGUACGCUCGGCCAUUGAACCUUUGCAGGAAAUGGACUAUAUCAGUCGGGGUCGUUUUCUCAUGAAUAUUCUAUCCAUGGACCUUGAUCUUUGCGGCCGUCUAGAAGCCAUACAACAUUAUGCCAAGGUAUUGGUGUUGGACAAAGCGUUGGACCUGUGGAGACCCUAUUCAGACGACUGGGCGCUUCAGGUGAAUCGAGACCUGGAUGCGGCGAACCUGGAUUGGUUGGACGAAGGUAAAGAUCAGCCAUUGUUCGACGAGGAUGACCCCAGGACCUGUGACUCGUCGGCUUGGCGGUCCAUGCUUGAGAAUCUGAACCGCUGGGCGCUGGCAUACCUCAGUACUCGGAAAGACAUUGACACUGUUCUCGGUGAGGUCGGGAAACUUCUUUCAACAGAAGGAUGUUGA